This is a messenger RNA of Trypanosoma rangeli, 489 nucleotides long. RefSeq lists its product as uncharacterized. Bases 1 to 489 code for a protein of 162 amino acids. The transcript has a single exon. Lineage: Eukaryota; Euglenozoa; Kinetoplastea; Trypanosomatida; Trypanosomatidae. The record is from RefSeq and is a predicted model, not a curated record.
AUGCCAGAGACAGUGGUAGAAGAGGCAUGCACUUCGCCUUCCACUGUACGUAGUGUUACGGACGGCAUAACUGCACUAUUACAGCCCGUUGUUGAUGCCGGGAGAGUUGCACAGAGCGUUGUUGCACAGCAGCAACGACUUCAUCAAAAAAUUGAGGCGUUGAAUGAGGAGCUAGAGAAGGCCCGAAUGCAUUUUAAUGCUCUCAACGACGUUCAUCGCCGCAAAUUAGGCCUUUACAGCGCCAAAAUUGCACGAUGUCGUGCGAACGUGGCAGUUUUGCUUCGACAACUCUCAGAAAUAAAGGAACGACUUUUGCGUGUGCAUAGUGUACUUUUGCAGCGGAAGUUAAAGCAUCCGGCUGAAAAUGCGGCACUGAAGGAAGAGUUGCCCCCUACUGCCUUUGCGCAGGAUAAUGUGGCCGUGACUGUUUUUGCCACUGAAGAAGUGGAGUCUUCUACGUGGCACAGCAAGCAACCCGAGGAGGUGUAG